Molecule: messenger RNA, 1326 nt
Organism: Penicillium egyptiacum
Lineage: Eukaryota; Fungi; Ascomycota; Eurotiomycetes; Eurotiales; Aspergillaceae
Source: the annotation of a GenBank genome assembly
AUGACCAUCACGGUCUCCCCCAAGCCCAUUGACCUCCAAACUGGCUGGCCCAACCCCGCCCUCCUCCCCGCCCCCAUCCUCCGCCAUUCCGCCACGACCGUACUGUCCAACCCCUCUAUCGCAACCCCAGCCCUCCUCUACGGCCCCGACGAAGGGUACGAGCCGCUGCGCACACACAUAGCCGCAUGGCUGAGCGAUUUCUACCAGCCGCGCGAGCCCGUCUCAUCGCAGCGCAUCUGCAUCACCGGCGGGGCCAGCCAGAACCUAGCAUGCGUGCUGCAAACCUUCACAGACCCGGUCUACACGCGGAAUGUAUGGAUGGUCGCACCGACGUACCACCUGGCCGCGCGCAUCAUGGACGACGCCGGCUUCGCCGGGCGCCUACGCGGGAUCCCCGAAGAUGACGAGGGCGUCGACAUAGCGGUGCUGGAGAGCGGCUUGCGCGCUGCGGAAGAUAUUGCCCUGCGCGAUGGGAAUACCGAGCCGAAAAUGAAACCGCCCAGGCCCUGGCGCAAAAUCUACAAGCAUGUCAUUUAUGCUGUGCCGACUUUUGCGAAUCCCUCGGGGAAGAUUAUGUCCCUGCGUAGACGUGAGGCGCUCGUUCGCCUCGCCCGUCAGUACGAUGCGCUUAUCGUUACGGACGAUGUGUACGAUUUCCUUCUGUGGUCGGCUAAGCCGGAGGGAGAGGAGAAUUUCGGUGACCGCGCAUGUAUCCCGCGCAUUGUCGAUGUGGACCGCUACGUGGACGGUGGUCCACAGGAUGAAUGGGGGCACGCACUAAGCAACGGCAGUUUCAGCAAACUAAUCGGGCCUGGGGCCCGCACCGGCUGGGCCGAGGCUUCCGAAAAGGUUGCCUAUGGAUUAUCACAAACAGGCUCUUCCCGAUCGGGCGGCGCUCCUUCCCAUUUAUGCGCCGCUAUCAUUGACCAGAUGUUCCCUACAGGCAUACAAAACCACAUCCGGGACGUCCUACAACCGAAAUACGCUCAGCACUACCACACCUUGCUAUCAGCAAUCCAUGAGCAUCUCCUUCCGCUGGGCGUCACAGUCCCAGCGCCUGCCGCGACGGCGGGUGGCUACUUCAUGUGGAUUGGUCUACCAGCGCCGUUGCUCGCCGCCGACGUAGUCCAGCUAGCGCUGAGCGAAGAAAAUCUGCGUGUAUCUCCAGGUGAUGUUUUUCAGGUCCCCGGAGACCCGCAGGUGACUGAUGAGGGGUUUUCGGAUCAUCUGCGUCUCUGUUUUGCGUGGGAAGAGCCACGACACUUGACCGAGGGCAUGCGUAGGCUAGCGCGUGUUCUCAACCGUAUGACUCGUACCCAGGUCUAA